Messenger RNA from Serendipita indica DSM 11827, 420 nucleotides. NCBI's taxonomy places the organism in Eukaryota, Fungi, Basidiomycota, Agaricomycetes, Sebacinales, Serendipitaceae. The record is from the annotation of a GenBank genome assembly.
AUGGCCCGCACUAAGCAAACCGCCCGCAAGUCUACUGGUGGCAAGGCCCCUCGUAAGCAGCUCGCUACCAAGCAAGCCCGCAAGACGGCCCCCAAGACGGUCGCUUCUGGUGUCAAGAAGCCCCAUCGUUUCAGGCCAGGAACUGUCGCUCUUCGUGAAAUCCGUCGUUACCAGAAGAGCACCGAGCUCCUCAUCCGCAAGCUCCCCUUCCAGCGUCUCGUUCGUGAGAUUGCCCAGGACUACAAGACCGACCUCCGCUUCCAGUCGUCGGCUGUCCUCGCUCUCCAAGAGGCCGCAGAGGCUUACCUCGUCUCGUUGUUCGAGGAUACCAACUUGGCUGCCAUCCACGCCAAACGUGUUACCAUCCAGCCCAAGGAUCUCCAGCUCGCUCGUCGCCUCCGAGGAGAGCGUGCCACAUAA